UCAAAAUAUGUCAAAAGUCGAGUUUAGUUUUGUUUUCAUUUCUCAAUUUUUACUUUUCCAAAUGUCACAUUGAUAAAUGUUGAAUCAUUUUUCAAUUGACACUUAGAGAGUAAAAUUGAAAACUUUUCUUGCCUCAAAGCUGGUCAAAUUAGCUGUGCAAAAGAGCCUGAAAUUCAACGUUAAACCUUAGAGUUCAACUGAAACUUAUUUCACAUUGAAAUUUUUCAGUUUCAUUGCUUAAUCGAAAGGUGAUAAAAUAAGUGGCCAGAAUAGUAGGACUUGUGUUUGAAACGAAAAGGGAAAAGGUUCAGGUGAAAUACUGGUGAUACAAUUUUGUUGAUAAUGAGAAAAGUCUGGUUGGAAAUUGAAGGCAAAAAGUUUCCAAGUACGAGGAGAACGAUAAAAGGAGAAAAUAUAAAACUCUUAAGAUGAAAUCGCCCGAGGAGGAAAAGAAAGUGUAGAUUGAAUCAUUCUUUUUGUCUCGCUUUUCGAUCAAAGAAAAUGAGUGAAAGAUGAUGAAAGUUCAAUCGACUGUUCUGAUGAAAGGAAAAGUAAAUUUCACGAGGAAAUCUAAAUAGUGGUUGACUUUAUUUCUUGCUUAACUACUAGCCAUAUUGACCUGAAUAUUAUACAUUGUUUCCAAUCAAGUUGUUAAUAGUUGUGAUGUCAACCUUAAUCGAGCUCUAACCAUUUAUGGUUCAGUCUAACUGGCUGACGACCUUUAUAUUAGAUAUCUCAAGACAACCCAGUCGAAUGAAAUCCAUGGCACUGAGACACGUUUGACGCUCAUUUAAAAAAAAGAAAAAUACUAGUGCCAUCUUGGGAAAAGAUGGUGCGUCCAUUGAAAUAUGCGCAAUUUUUUUGCUAUUUCAGUAAACAAUUACCUUUACAUGUAACAUUGAGCCAUGUAACUCGAAUAAUCUGUCAAUAUACACAUGGUACAUGAAUUUUUUGCUAUUUUGUUUGACUUGAUCAAGAUCAGAGAAUUUUUUAAAAUUAAAUCAUAACUCAAAUCACCCGCGUUUUUGAGACCAUGACGCAUUAACCCAUAUGUCAUGCUAUCUAAGCUAUAAGCUUUAAGCGGGUAAACCAUCAAACUUGUUUUAUCAUAUAAAUUUUGAUUUUAUUAUUUCAACUGGCCAAUUUUAAUCAAUUGAUUCUGUUUUUUCUAACAACGAAACUUGUAAUUCACGAUUACUUGAAAAAGUAUCAUAAACAUGGAAACAUUUAUUCAUGAAGGUGAUUGUGGGCACCAAAUACCUGAUUCUCUAACUUUCUAUUUACAUGACUGUUUGGGCUCAUUUUGCGAGAAUUGCAAAUCAAAAUCAAACAAGUGUCAAUUUUGCGGCAAUCUAUACACUGAGGACGAGCUCAUCAAAAGCCUUGCUAAGGAUACAUGUGAAUAUGAAUCCAAAUGCUCAAGUAUUCCGAUGUACCAUUGUACAUGUGCCACCAUGAAGUUGUGUGAAGUACAUCUUAUCCAUGUUCAUUCAAAAAUUAUACCAUCAAAGAGAUGUCUCCCUCAAAAACUCGAUUCUAUGGCAAAUGAAAAACCAUGUGGUAAAUGCGAGACCUUCAUCGCCACUCAUGUUAAUAAAGAAAACAAUGAACCUGUUUGUGAAUCAUGUAUCAUCAAACAUGAAUUGCCUAACGUGGCAGCGCUGGAUAAAGCUCAUGAUAAAGAAUCGAUUGGAGAUUUAAAGCUAUACCGAAGCGCAAUAGAGAAAAGAGUCUCUCUUCAGGUCCAGAGGUGCGAUAGCUUUUAUUCUGAAGUUAAAAUAGAAGAGAAGAAAUGUCAUGAAGCCAUGGAGCAACUAAAAAGUCUAAUAAAUUCGUGCAACAAGGAAAACAUGGGUAAACACGAAUCUUUAAAAGCUGCUGUUUCGUAUGCACAAAGAUUCAUGGGUAAAAUGGAUGGUAUCAUGUCGCUCAUCAAUCAUGGUAGAAUUUCUGACCAAGAAAUUAUUCAAAAGCUGAAAUCAUGGAUCAAGCAUCUAUUACAAUCAUUUGAGACUCCAGUUGUGUCUAAAGUUGUCAUUGAAUUUCAAGACUCAUCAAAUGAUCAUUCAAAACGAGUUAACAUAAAACAUGUUGCAAACCUGAUGCAAGAAGACAUGGCUAUGUUUCUUGACCCAAUUGACUUAUCCACUUCCACACCAAACCUUUCAGAUUAUGUGUUAAGAAGAGCAGUUAAUCUAUGUCGAGAUCAACUACCACAUUCAGUUCCAUGUGGCGAAUCAAACUGUUACUGUUCGCUAUUCAACAAGAGAUCCUUGGAAAAUCCUGAACCAUCUACAUCGAAACGUAGCAAGGUGACUACUGUUUCAUGUUACAAGCAAGUCAAUGACAUAGAUCCUUUUGCUUCAUCUGAGGAAGAUGAAGACGAGUUAUAUGAUGAUUUUUAUCAUGCACCUGCAAUCGAUACAAGUAUUUCCAUGCCUCAUGUUUCGUCGCUAAUUCCUUUCGAAGAUAAAACGGAAGUCAGGGUGCGAUUAACAUCAAUUAGAUGCCCUUUAUGGUUUUUUCUUGAAAAACCUGAAAUGCUUGAAAAGAGACUUGAAAUUUUGAAUAGUCUUAAUGACUCAAAAGCAUUUCACAUGCCAAUGUUAGUAAUCAAGGCACAUGUCAGAGCAGUAAUCAAGGACAAGAUUGGCUUUGGACCGCGAUUUAAAAGAGCCUUUAUAAAGUCAUACAACAUGGAGAAACGAACAUGGCUCGUAAGACUUUUGGAUUAUGGUAAUGAUAUCAAUGUAGAUCCUGAUUGUAUUUAUGAGCUUCCAGCUGAAUAUCAUGAUAUAGAUGAAACAUGUUUCAGGGCUUGUUUGAUGGGUGUGAAACCACGUUCAAAUUUUUGUUUUACCCAACAUGUACCAAGAAACGCUACUUCAUUCAUCAACAAGUAUUUACGGUCAAAAAGUGGACGUGUUAUGGUCACAAGAGAGUUUCAAACUGUUGAUGAUGCUACUUUUUGUCGUGUUUCAAGCUACAUCAAUGACACAAAGGUUGACUGGACUAAAGAACUUUGUGACGCAAAUUUAGCUUUACCAUUACUAGAAGAACCUUGUUGUUUUUUAGCAAAAGAAAAUUAUUGUUACAUGUUUCAUUAUUUCAACAAAUGUCAUGAUGAAUGUGAGCGAGUUCACACGUGUCCUUUUGAUUCACAAAACCACUCACUCAAAAAUUGUUCGGCUUAUCUUAGUGAGCUUCAGGCUAAAGAAGCCACAUGCAACAAGAACAAAAAUGAUGGUUGCGUAUUUCAUCAAAUUUAAUAUUUUCAUGUAACAUUCAAUUCAAUUUAAUAUUUUCAUUUAAAAUUCAAUUCAAAUAAA
This is a messenger RNA of Tetranychus urticae (two-spotted spider mite), 3329 nucleotides long. NCBI's taxonomy places the organism in Eukaryota, Metazoa, Arthropoda, Arachnida, Trombidiformes, Tetranychidae. The record is from RefSeq and is a predicted model, not a curated record.